Messenger RNA from Archocentrus centrarchus (flier cichlid), 309 nucleotides. RefSeq names its product lymphocyte antigen 6I-like. The record is from RefSeq and is a predicted model, not a curated record. The transcript has 3 exons. Bases 1 to 309 code for a protein of 102 amino acids. Lineage: Eukaryota; Metazoa; Chordata; Actinopteri; Cichliformes; Cichlidae.
AUGAUGCAGCUUUAUGGAGCUCUGAUCCUGUGUGUGACUCUGUCUGCAGCAUGUGGAAUAGAGUGCUACUCAUGCACACAGGCUGAUUCUGCAUCCUGCACAAACACCGAAUCUUGUUCCAGCUCAUCGAACCGUUGUUACUCUUACUCUGUCGAAUUAAACACGGUUUCCAGGGGCUGCCAUGACAGUAAAGACUGUGUCAGUCCUGUGUCUUGCUGUGAAGGGGACCUGUGUAACAGCGCUAUUCCAACUGGUCCCAGUGCCAUCCUGCUGCUGGUGUCCUCAGCCAUCCUCAAACUUCUUUUCUGA